Oryzias latipes (Japanese medaka) is the source of this 4790-nucleotide messenger RNA. RefSeq names its product coiled-coil domain containing 80 (gene ccdc80). Gene Ontology annotation, biological process: positive regulation of cell-substrate adhesion; extracellular matrix organization. The record is from RefSeq and is a predicted model, not a curated record. Lineage: Eukaryota; Metazoa; Chordata; Actinopteri; Beloniformes; Adrianichthyidae. Gene Ontology annotation, cellular component: basement membrane.
UCAUUUUCAGUGUUGCAGUGGACUGGCCGGAUGGCGGUCCAGACUCAGGCCUGACGAGCGAGGCGUCGCCAACAGGAGUGCGGAGGCUGAGGUUUGGGUGGACUUUUCUGGGAAAUCCUCCAAAACUCACAUUUGCCAGGGUAACCCGCGAGGAGACGACGCCGCGUUUCCUGUGCACUCCCAGCGAAGGUUCCAGCAGGCGCGUCAACGCUCCUUUGGAAGAGAAAAUAUCUGAGGAUUAAAGCAAACGAAUGCAAACAACCAGCGGCUGCUGGCGGUAUGACUUUUUAAAAACUUUUCUGUUUGUUUAAAAAAAAAAGUCCCGAUGCGUCCAGGAAAGGAAGCUUCGUGGAAUAAAGCUGGAUGUGACUCCUUACGCGCAAAGAACUUCUUCUCCUCGGGAUUUAUGUCUGAUCGAAGCAAUCCUUUUCAAUUUGGAUGUUUGGUUUACUAAACGGCAUCAGUAGAUUAUUAUGAGGCGACUCUGCGCACAGGAUGUCCUCAUCUGUAAUUAAUUGAAACCAUAUUUUGUGAAGACGCGGCCCGACUACUGAAGCCUCGCUGCCGGAUCUGCAGCAAAAAGGUUGUCUUGCUCUGUUUGGUCUCUUUCCAAAAUGCGGGAGUUUGUUCUUAUUUCAGCCCUGAUUUGUCUGCUAACUUGGACCCAAGCAGACAGACAGGCCGCCCUAAAGCCGCACCGACACGCUCGGAUGGGACGUGUCCAACCGGGCGCAGCGAACACGGAGCGCGUCGUGGGGCGUUUGCGCCCUGGGUUUGGAUCUGCCCUCUCUAUCCACGGCUCCAGCAGGGAGGUGAAUGUUCAGGCUGAUGAGGGGGCUUUGCCUGCGAUUAAGAAGGGGGCUUUUCAGGGCAGAGGCGGGGGCUCUGUCGCCAGGAGAUCGGGCUUGCCUCGCCAGUCGGACAUGCUCCAAGAUGAAGGCGCUCAGGGGUCCAGAGCGCGCGGCGGACGGAUGCCCAGCGGCUCCGGUUCACCUAAUCUGCUCGCCAGCUUCGCGGGGAAGAACAGAGUCCUCGUCAUCUCUGCGCCUCAUGAAUCAGACGGUUACUACAGAUUGAUGAUGUCUCUUCUCAAGUCAGAUGUCUACUGCGAUCUUGCAGAGAGACACGUGCACCAGAUCGUGAUGUUUCAUCAAGAGGGAGAGAUGGGAGGAAAGGUGAGAAGAAUCAGCCCUCUGGGGAAAAUAUUUGAGGAGCCUCUGGACACGGUGCUCAUCCCCAGACUCAUGAGCUUCCUCAAACUAGAGAAGGGGAAGUUUGGGAUGGUGCUUCUGAAGAAAACCCUGCAGGUGGAGGAGAAGUACCCCUACCCUGUGAGACUGGAAGCCAUGUAUGAGGUCAUUGAUCAGUCACCCAUGAGGAAAAUUGAGAAGCUUCGCCAGAAAGGUUUCCUCCAGAAGUGUAAGGCAGCAGGUGUGGAGGGUCAGGUGGAGGAGCGAGCACUGACAGAAAGUUCAUCCACAACUGCCACCAGCACACCUACAACCAUAACUCAAUCGACAACUACUACAACCAAGGCCACAACUACAACCAAGGCCACAACUACAACCAAGGCCACAACCACCACCAAGGCCACAACCACCACCAAGGCCACAACCACAACCAAGGCCACAACUACAACCAAACCCACAACUACAACCAGAGCAACAACAACCACCAAAGCCACCACUACUAGAAGAACCACAACCACAAAAAAACCCACUACCACAGUCACUCAAAGACCCACCAGGCCACAAACCACAGCAGUGUGGCCCCCAGUCCCAAGAACCUCAGCAAACCCACACUACUACAAUCCUCGAGACGGAUAUUUGGCUAAGACCACUCCAUCUGGAGACAACAGCAUUGACAAGGACAGAAAGGAUCCACACAACCAGAAGCCAGUUUCGGAGACACACAAACCCUUUAAGAUUAAACCAUCGAAGAAGAACACAGGAGAGAAGAUCCUGAUUAAAAAGUAUGAGGACAAGCUAGAGCCCAGCAAGCCAACAUUCAGUUACCCGGAGGAGACAGAAACCCUCACUGAUGCACCUCCAACCAAAAAGGCCAAGGGCAGGCACGAUAAACAUGAAAAGAAGAAGAAGAAAAACAAGGCUGCCAAGAAAUCUGAGAAAACAGGAGGCAAAGCUGGGAAGGAGGGAAAAAUUGGAGGAAAGAAAAAUGGAAAGAAGUUGGCAAAACACCCAAACAGAGAGGACUACCCAAAGCCCACAAAGAGACCAACGCUUCCUCCAAAGGGUUCUCUCCUGGACUCCUUCCUGGACUACUUUGGUAACAGAAGGCGACUUCUGCUGAUCACAUCCCCUUCUGAAGAGAACAACAUAUAUGUCCAGCAAAGAGACGAGUAUCUGGAGUCGGUGUGUGAGAUGGCCAUCAGAAAACUCUCGAUCAUCACCAUCUUUGGCACAAUGAGCAACUCCACCAUGAAGAUCGACCAUUAUCAGAUAGAAAACGACAAGCCGAUGAAAGGUCUCCGUCAGGAGGAUCUGGUAAACCAGGACCUAAUAACAGAGCUAAGGAAAGAGUAUGGAAUGACAUAUGAUGAAUUCUACAUGGUUCUCACUGAUACUGAUAUGAGAGUUCAGCAAUCCUACGUGGUCCCAAUCGCAAUGAAGGCUAUUUUUGACUACAUUGAUACCUUCUCCUCCCGCAUCAGUGAAAUGGAACAGCAGAAGAAAGAUGGAGUGGUUUGUAAAAAGGAGGACAAGCCCAGAUCUCUGGAGAACUUCCUCUCCAGGUUUCGAUGGAGACGCCGCUUGUUUAUCAUCUCUGCCCCAAACGACGAGGAUUGGUCCUAUCAGCAGCAACUUUAUGGUUUAAACAGUCAGGCUUGUAAUUUGGGUCUGAGACACAUUGCAAUUCUGAAGCUGGUUGGUAAGGAGCUGCCAGACAUGGGCGGAGUCUUGGAAUUAUAUCCCAUUAAUGGAAGUGCCACAGUGGAUCGUGAAGGACUGUCGCCCACUCUGGUGAAGGACAUGAGGAACUACUUCCAGAUAAGUCCAGAAUACUUCUCCAUGCUGCUGGUUGGGAAGGAUGGCAACGUCAAAUCCUGGUACCCUUCUCCCAUGUGGUCCAUGGCUAUCAUUUACGACCUGGUGGACUCCAUGCAGCUGCGCAGACAGGAGAUGGCUAUCCAGCAGUCGCUUGGCAUGCGUUGCCCUGAGGACGAGUAUGGAGGUUAUGGCUACCAUCAGCAUGGAUAUGAACAUGAUUAUUAGGGGAGUAUCUCCAGGGUUAUGGAGGGUAUUCCCAACUACCUUCAGUAUUAAACAUUCAUUUGUUUUAAAGUGAUACUCCUUCCAAAAGAUGGAGUUAGCGCCUUGAAUGUUCUGCUGUUCCUCGUGUAAACCUUACAAUGUGCUUUUUGACACACACCAUAGGUAACAAUAGGCUGAACACCCAUUCAUCAGAUCUGGUUUUAUAGGAGAUUUUGGAAUAUCAGGUAUAUAAUCCCUACCUAGAUUAUACACAUUUGUCAUCUAAGCAUAUUUGUGUCUCACUUUAUUUCAUUUUUCUCCAGAUACGACUCAGAUUUUCAGCAUAGACCUGUAUUCUGUAGAUAGUGGGCUGACAUAAUGUGUAUUUAUUUGGUAUCUGUCUUGUUUAAUGUGCAAUUUUUUAAAAGCUGUCACAUUGUUUUUCUUCUACAUUUCUUUUGUUGCCCAAAGUUUUAUUUAUACUUUAUGGACAGUAUGACAAGUAAAAAGGUUUCAAGUCCACGACAUGUUUUAGGUCAUUAUCCUCAUGUUGGGUCCUCAUUGUGAUACGUAAUGGUGGGUUCAAUUACCGGUACAAUAUAACAAACAAUAUGAACAAACACACAAUGGGUUUUUCCACAAUUACAUUACAGGAAUAUUCAUUUAAGAUAGGUUGAACUGAUAUCAUAAUCAGUUGUAGCUUGUGAUGUUUUUAUACACAAAUAGACAUUUUAAAUGUUUUAUUUGUGUAUUUAUGUCUGAAGUUUAGUCUUCUUGAACUUGAAAUGCAUGCUCAAUUGGGUUAAGAUCAGGUGACUGACUUGGCCAUUCAAGAAUAUUCCACGUCUUUGCUUUAAUAAACUCCUUAGUUGCUUUGGGCUGUAUGUUUUGGGUCGAUGUCCAUCUGUAUUACUGUAUGAAAUGCCACCCAAUCAGUUUGGCUGCAUUCACCUGGAUCUGAUCUGAGCAGAAAGGCCCACAAACAAACAGCAACUGAAAGCCGCUGCAGUAACAGCCUGGCAGAGCAUUAAGAAAGAGAAGACCCAGCAUCUGGUGAUGUCCAUGAGUUCAAGACUUCAGGCUGUCAUUGCCAACAAAGGGUUUUCAACCAAAUAUUAGUAAUGACCAUUUUGUUUUCAGUUAUUUCAUUUGUCCAAUUACUUACGAGCCCAUGAAAUGAAGGGAUUGUGUUUAAAAAAUGCUUUAGUUUUUCACAUUUUUAUGCAAUCUUUUUGUUCAACCCAUGGAAUAAAAGCUGAAAGUCUGCACUUCAAUGGCAUCUGAAUUGUUUUAUUUAAAAUUCACUGUGGUAAUGUACAGAAACAAAAUUAGAAAGAAUGUGUCUCUGUCCAAAUAUUUAUGGUCCUGAUUGUAACUAAAUGCAUGAUUUUCUUACUGUCUGAGCCAGAUGCAGUUAUUUUUAUGAUGACUUUUCAAUGUUAAAGUCAGUGUUUGACAGCACAGAAGGAUUUCACACACCGUUAGAUAUCCACUGCACAAAAAAUGACAGGUCAUGUUUUCACUAGAGCACAAUGAAGGUCUUAGCAUUGCAGUUCAGGAAACAAUCUUUUUUCACAU